GACGGCGAUUCGGAGAUUGAGGGUGGAUGGGCGACUUGUCUUGAAGAAAUGCUCAGAUACGAUAAGAAGAUGAUCGAGGACUGGAACGAUGAGAUCAACACUAUACUUAUUUUUGCUGGUCUUUUCUCCGCAGUUCUCACAGCCUUCACCGUCGAGUCGUACCAGAUGCUGCAGCAGGACCCAGAACAAGCAUCGGCGGUUACGCUGUCACAGAUUUCGCUUCAGCUGGAAAGUUUUUCGGUCAACCCUGCAUUCAUCAAUUCUACGUAUAUUCCAUCACCCCGAACCACGUCCAUAGCAGAGGCCGCAACACGUAUCAACAGCCUCUGGUUCACAAGUCUCGUCCUCAGUUUGACGUCAGCAUUGACCGCUAUCUUCGCUCGUCAGUGGCUUCGCGAGUACGUCCCUUGGCAUCUAGCUAUUCCCAAGGAGAAACACCUUUCCUCGCCACGAGAAACCGUCCGCCUCCGGCAGUUUCGUCACGAUGGCCUGGUUCGCUGGCGUGUGCCGGCAGUGAUGAACGCCAUCUCCAUCUUCCUCCAGAUGGCUGUUGUCCUUUUUCUAGCAGGACUCACCGAGUUCGUUUGGACGCUCAACCGGAUC
This is a messenger RNA of Punctularia strigosozonata HHB-11173 SS5, 603 nucleotides long. RefSeq lists its product as uncharacterized. The annotation marks the transcript as partial. NCBI's taxonomy places the organism in Eukaryota, Fungi, Basidiomycota, Agaricomycetes, Corticiales, Punctulariaceae. The record is from RefSeq and is a predicted model, not a curated record. The transcript is spliced from 2 exons.